AUGACGUCAGCACCGUGUAGACGCCGGCUGCUACCUCUGCCUUCGCUGAGCUCCUGCAAUCUUGCCUCCCUUCAUCUCUCUCACUGCAAGCUGACCGCCAUGUCACCAUCGCCGCCCACUACUGUUAAUCAGACCUCGACUACGCCCAUGGCUGCACGGCGUCAAUCGCUGGAAAAGCAGCUCGCCCAGCGCCCCACUGCUCCCGAGCUCCGCGCUCGCCAUAUUCUGCCCGAGACGGCGGCGGCGCCUGCGCUCCAAGGUGCCGCUCACGAUCUCGCUAAGCAGAUGCUCGCCGAUAGCCUCCAUGAGAAGCUCGCGCGACGCCCUGAUGCGGAAGAGCUCGUCCAGAAAGGCAUCUUGACAGAGGCCGAUCGUCUCUACGAGGAACGCAUCGAGGAGGAAUAUGCCAAGCGUGAAGGAGGAGCCUAA
Molecule: messenger RNA, 429 nt
Organism: Blumeria graminis f. sp. triticale
Lineage: Eukaryota; Fungi; Ascomycota; Leotiomycetes; Helotiales; Erysiphaceae
Source: the annotation of a GenBank genome assembly